GUGUGCGCGUCAUGGCUGCCGGCACCGCGCUCCGGUACUCUUCCGCUUGACCCCAGAAAGUUUCGGUUCUGCCCGGCCGUGGACCCACGAGCGCGUGCCAAUAUGGAGCCUGACCACUGCUGAGCAAAUAACCACAGAGAGCCGAGGUUCUAAGCCUUUCUCUGGACCCAGGCAGGAGGCACCCAGCCAGGGAAGGCAGACUCACCAUGGCUUCCACCAGCGCGGAGAGCCAGCUCCAGAGAAUCAUCCGAGAUUUGCAAGAUGCUGUGACAGAACUAAGCAAAGAAUUCACAGAAGCAGGGGAACCUAUCACAGAUGACAGCACCAGCUUGCAUAAGUUUUCUUAUAAACUUGAGUAUCUGCUGCAAUUUGAUCAGAAAGAGAAGGCAACCCUCCUGGGCAACAAGAAGGACUACUGGGAUUAUUUCUGUGCCUGCCUGGCCAAGGUGAAAGGAGCCAAUGAUGGGAUCCGAUUUGUCAAGUCUAUCUCGGAGCUCCGGACAUCCCUGGGGAAAGGAAGGGCAUUUAUUCGCUACUCCUUAGUGCACCAGAGGUUGGCAGACACCUUACAGCAGUGCUUCAUGAACACCAAAGUGACCAGUGACUGGUACUAUGCAAGGAGCCCCUUUCUGCAGCCAAAGCUGAGCUCUGACAUCGUGGGCCAACUCUAUGAGCUGACUGAGGUUCAGUUUGACCUGGCAUCAAGGGGCUAUGACUUGGAUGCUGCCUGGCCAACAUUUGCUAGAAGGACACUGGCCAUUGGCUCUUCUGCUUACCUGUGGAAACCUCCCAGCCGAAGCUCCAGUAUGAGCAGUUUGGUGAGCAACUACCUGCAGACUCAAGAGAUGGCCUCCAACUUUGACCUGAACAGUCCACUGAACAACGAGGCACUGGAGGGCUUUGACGAGAUGAGGCUGGAACUGGACCAGUUGGAGGUGCGGGAGAAGCAGCUGCAGGAGCGCAUGCAGCAGCUGGACAGAGAGAACCAGGAGCUGCGGGCAGCUGUCACCCUGCAGGGAGAGCAGCUGCAGACGGAGCGGGAGCGGGGGCGCACUGCCGCAGAGGACAACAUUCGCCUUGCUUGCUUGGUGGCUGAGCUCCAGAAGCAAUGGGAGGUCACGCAGGCUACCCAGAAUACCGUGAAGGAGCUGCAGGCAUGCCUGCAAGCCCUGGAGCUGGGAGCAGCAGAAAAGGAACAGGAUGACCAUGCAGCCCUAUGGCGGCUGGAGGCCAUGCUACAGCCCCUGGUGCAGGAGCUUGAGGCUGCACGGGCCUUACCGGGCAAGAGGAACCCACAUUUAGCUAGUAUUCCAGACCAGCUGGCUGCAGCUGAGCAUAAGGCAAAUAUGGCACUGGACACAAAGGGGCAGCAAGUGUGUGUUCCCACUGACACUGCCCUAGAGAUUCAGAAGCUGGGGGAGAAGCUUCAGGCCCUAGAAAGGGAGAGCACCAAGGUCCAGGAGCUCAACAGGCAGCAGAGUGCCCAGCUGGAGCAGCUAGGCAAGGAGCUACAGCUGAAGGAGGAGGCCCGGGCCAGCCUGGAACUCCUGGUGAAGGAGAUGACCCCACUCCGGGAGGAGCUAUCUGGGCAGGGGCAGGAGGCAGCCCAGCUCCAGCGACAGUUGCAGGAAUCGCUGGCCCACUUGAGCUCCCUGGAGGAGGAGCUGGAGGAGGUGAGGCAAAAGGAAAAGCGGCAACAGGAGGAGAAAGAGCUGCUGGAGCAGGAGGCCAGGUCUCUGACUCGGCAGCUGCGGCUCCUGGAGACCCAGCUGGCACAGGUGAGCCAGCACGUGAGUGACCUGGAGGAGCAGAAGAAGCAGCUCAUCCAGGACAAAGACCACCUCAGCCAGAAACUGGGCACACUGGAGCAGACUAUUGAGCAGCCAGACUUGAAGCUGCCUGUGGCAGGUGAGAAGAAUGAGGCUGCGGUCCCCCAGGACUCCACCCUGCAAAAGGCCUGUGAGAAGCUGGCGGAGGAUCAGAGGGGUCUGCAGGAAGGACAGAUGGACGAUCCUAAUGUACAAGAGGGCAGCCAGGAGGCUGCACUCCGGCAGGCCAACAGGGAGCUGGAGAAGGAGCUGCAGAAUGUGGUUGGGCGCAACCAACUCCUGGAGGGCAAGCUGCAGGCCCUGCAGGCUGAUUACCAAGCACUGCAACAGCGGGAGACAGCCAUCCAGGGCUCCCUGGCCUCCCUAGAGGCCGAGCAGGCCAGCAUCCGGCACUUGGGUGACCAGAUGGAGGCAAGCCUGCUGGCUGUAAAGAAGGCCAAGGAGACCAUGAGAGCCCAGGUGGCAGAGAAGGACGCCGCUCUGCAGAGCAAGGAGGGUGAGUGCCGGCGGCUGCAGGAGGAGGUGGAGCAGUGCCGGCAGCUGGCAGAGACCCGGCAUGGGGAGCUCAGGGCUCUUGAGAGCCAGUGCCACCAGCAGGCCCAAAUGAUCAAGGUCCUCACAGCAGAGAAAGACCAACAGGGGCUUGAUCCACCCCAAGACAACGAAGCCCAUGAGCUGGCAGCCCAGCUGGCCCUGUCUCAGGAGCAGCUGGAAGUCCAUCAUGGGGAGGCCCAGCAGCUGCAGGCUGAUGUGGUGGACCUCCAGGCCAAGCUCCAGGCAGCCCUGAGUGACCGGGACAAGGUGCAGAGCCAGCUGAGCGUGGCUGAGGCAGUCUUAAGGGAGCACAAGACCCUCGUGCAGCAACUAAAGGAGCAGAAUGAAGCCCUCAACAGGGCCCAUGUUCAGGAGCUGCUGCAGUGCUCAGAGCGUGAAGGGGUGCUACAGGAGGAGAGGGCUGGUGAGACCCAGCAGAAGGAGAAGGAUCUGUGGGCCCUGCGGGAAGAACUUUCCCAGGUGAAGUGCAGCUCUGAGGAAACCCAGCUGGAGCAUGCUGAGCUGCAGGAGCAACUGCACCAGGCCAACACAGACACAGCUGAGCUCGGCAUCCAGGUCUGUGCACUGACCGCAGAGAAAGAACGGGUGGAGGAGGCGCUGGCCUUUGCUGCCCAAGAACUCCGGGAUUCUAAAGAGACAGCCUUACGGGAGCGGGAGGACCUGGAGUGCCAGGUGGCAGGCCUGCAGCAAGAGAAGGAGAACUUACAGGAGAAGCUGAAGGUGGCCGAGGAGGUGGCUGGUGCCCUACCUGGUCUACAGGCCCAGCUGGCCCAGGCUGAGCAGCAGGCCCAGAACCUUCAGGAGGCUGCACACCAGGAGCUCGACACCCUCAAGUUCCAGCUGAGCGCUGAGAUCAUGGACUACCAGAGCAGACUUAAGACUGCCAGUGAGGAGUGCAGGAGCCUCAGGAGCCAGCUUGAGGAGCAAGGCCAGCAGCUACAGGCCUCCCAGGAGGCUGUGGGGACACUGAAGGCCACCCAAGCAGACAUGGAAGAGAAGCUGAGCUGCACCAGCAGCCAUCUUGCAGAGUGCCAGGCCACCAUGCUGAGGAAGGAUAAGGAGGGGGCUGCCCUGCGUGAAGACUUGGAGAGGACCCAGAAGGAACUUGAAAAAGCCACCACAAAAAUCCAAGAGUAUUACAACAAACUCUGCCAGGAGGUGACCAAACGGGAGAGGAAUGACCAGAAGAUGCUCGCUGACCUGGAUGACCUGAACAGAACCAAAAAGUACCUCGAAGAGCGGCUAAUAGAACUGCUCAGGGACAAGGAUGCUCUCUGGCAGAAAUCAGAUGCCCUGGAAUUUCAACAGAAGCUCAGUGCCGAAGAGAGGUGGCUUGGGGACGUGGAGGCGAACCACUGCCUUGACUGCAAGCGGGAGUUCAGCUGGAUGGUACGGCGGCACCACUGCAGGAUAUGUGGCCGCAUCUUCUGUUACUACUGCUGCAACAACUAUGUCCUGACCAAGCACAGUGGCAAGAAGGAGCGCUGCUGCCGAGCCUGCUUCCAGAAGCUCAGCGAAGGCCCUGGCUCCCCUGAUAGUACUGGCUCAGGCACUAGCCAGGGAGAGCCCAGCCCCAUGCUGUUGCCAGCCCAAGCUGGGACCCAGGCCAUUGGAGGCCAAGGAGCAAGCAUAGACUGCAGGCCGCCAGACGAUGCUGUGUUUGAUAUCAUCACAGAUGAGGAGUUGUGCCAGAUACAGGAGUCUGGCUCCUCUUUGCCUGAAACACCCACCGAAACAGAUUCUCUUGAUCCAAACAUGGCUGAACAGGACACCACGUCAAACUCGCUAACCCCUGAGGACACUGAAGACAUGCCCAUGGGACAGGAUGCAGAAAUCUGCUUACUGAAGUCUGGAGAACUAAUGAUCAAAGUACCCCUCACAGUGGAAGAGAUCGCCAACUUUGGAGAGGGAAACAGAGAACUGUUUGUGAGGUCCAGUACCUACAGCCUGAUCCCCAUCACUGUGGCUGACGCAGGCCUCACCAUCAGCUGGGUCUUCUCCUCCGACCCCAAGAGCAUCUCCUUCAGUGUGGUCUUCCGGGAAGCCGAGGACACACCGCUGGAUCAGUGCAAGGUCCUCAUCCCCACAACCCGAUGCAACUCCCACAAGGAGAACAUCCAGGGCCAGCUCAAGGUCCGCACACCAGGCAUCUACAUGUUCAUCUUCGACAACACCUUCUCAAGGUUUGUCUCCAAAAAAGUAUUUUAUCACUUAACAGUUGAUCGGCCUGUGAUCUAUGAUGGAAGUGAUUUUCUGUAACUUCACGCACCUGGAUUUCAGUAGCUUUACUUCAGCCAUAGGAUACACUACUCUUCCUUACUAGGAACAUAAAGCAUUU
Molecule: messenger RNA, 4722 nt
Organism: Carlito syrichta (Philippine tarsier)
Lineage: Eukaryota; Metazoa; Chordata; Mammalia; Primates; Tarsiidae
Gene: FYCO1
Product: FYVE and coiled-coil domain containing 1
Exons: 18
Coding region: 207-4643 (1478 amino acids)
Biological process (GO): positive regulation of autophagosome maturation; plus-end-directed vesicle transport along microtubule
Cellular component (GO): autophagosome; late endosome; lysosome
Molecular function (GO): metal ion binding
Source: RefSeq, a predicted model, not a curated record